Messenger RNA from Mus pahari (shrew mouse), 2604 nucleotides. RefSeq names its product serine/threonine/tyrosine kinase 1 (gene Styk1). The transcript is spliced from 10 exons. Gene Ontology annotation, biological process: cell surface receptor protein tyrosine kinase signaling pathway; positive regulation of kinase activity; protein phosphorylation. The coding region runs from base 128 to 1417 and encodes 429 amino acids. Gene Ontology annotation, cellular component: signaling receptor complex. Gene Ontology annotation, molecular function: transmembrane receptor protein tyrosine kinase activity; ATP binding. Lineage: Eukaryota; Metazoa; Chordata; Mammalia; Rodentia; Muridae. The record is from RefSeq and is a predicted model, not a curated record.
CUCCAUCUGAAACCAGUGACCGGAGGAGGGACAAGAAUAAUAACGAAGUCCUUGGAAAUACUGCACCACUGCAGCUGUGUUCCGUGCAUCCUCUGUGGGCCUAGUAGAGGAGGUUGGCCCUGUGGCCAUGGGAGAGAAGGGUCGCCUGAGCCGGGUGUUGUUGGAAUGCAGUCUCAGUGACAAGCUGUGUGUUGUCGGAGAGGGGCAGUAUGAAGUAAUUGUUGUUCCGGCUCUCCUGGUUGGCAGCUUCCUCAUCCUUCUUGCAAUCAUCCUGUGGCUUUUUAUCAGAGGACAGAGAUCUCAAAGGCAGCGUCCUGGACCCCAAGGUACUGCCUCUGUACCUGCAUCUAGGGGCAGAAGCCAGGAGGCAACAGGACACGGAGAAAAAGUGCUCCUGCCUCUUAAGGAGACCUCAGUGGAGGGCUUUCUACAAGCGGCCACACCCCGCCUGGCUAAGCUGCAGGUGCCCAGGGAACAACUCUUGGAGGUUCUGGGGCAGAUCCACAAUGGUAGUUGUGGGACCCUCUAUCAUGCAACAAUGACCACCAAGGAUCACCCUAAGACAAAAAGUGUUGUCCUUAAGGCUUUAGAAGAUCCAGUUGGACUCCAGGAGGUCCAGGAUUUUAUAGGACGAAUCCAAUUCUAUCAGUACCUGGGGAAACACAAGAACCUGGUACAGCUGGAGGGCUGCUGUACAGAAAGGCUGCCACUCUACAUGAUGCUGGAGGAUGUGGUCCCAGGGGACCUGCUCAACUUUCUUUGGACUUGUCGUAGGGAUGUGAUGACCACGGGUGGCCUGCUCUAUGAUCUCACAGAAAAACAAAUAUAUCACAUUGGAAAGCAGAUCCUUUUGGCCCUGGAAUUCCUGCAGGAGAAGCAUCUGUUUCAUGGGGAUGUGGCUGCCAGGAACAUCCUUGUCCAAAGAGACCUGACACCCAAACUUUGUCAUUUGGGCCUGGCUUAUGAAGUUCAUGCCCAUGGGGCCAUCUCCUCUGCUCGAUCCAGCACCGUCCCUCUCAAGUGGCUUGCUCCAGAACGUCUUCUCCUGAGAUCUGCAGGCAUCAAGGGAGAUAUUUGGUCCUUUGGGAUCCUGCUUUAUGAGAUGGUGACCCUAGGGGCACCGCCAUACCCUGAAGUCCCUCCUACCAGCAUCCUACAGUAUCUUCAGAGAAAGAAAAUCAUGAAGAGACCCAGCAGCUGCUCACAUGCCAUGUACAAUAUCAUGAAGUGCUGUUGGCGCUGGAGUGAGGACAGCCGUCCCUUACCUGGUGAGCUGUGCCAACGCCUAGAAGCUGCCUCUAGAUCUGCCAAUGACAAUGCUGUGUUGCAAGUGCCAGAGUUGGUGGUGCCUGAACUGUAUGCAGAUGUGGCUGGCAUCAGUGCAGAGAGCAUUUCCUAUAGAUUCAGUGUCCUUUGAAGAUGGUCCCAGACAAGUAACUAUAUAUGGGUGGAAUGAGUUCCUUCAAGAACAGAGAGAAGGAAUGUCUAUGGCCCACCAAGGGAGAAAAAGGACAUGGAUCCUGCAUCUUUCCCUAAAUAUUUUCCUAGAGAUGUGAAAUGCUGCUGGAUGAAGCUCUACCUCUACAUACCAUGUAAUCUUGAGUAAGAAUCAUCAUCAAUUGUAGUUUGCUUUCCAGUCCCAAGGGCUGAAGUAUAAGUGGUGAACUGUGUCAUUCUAAAGGAGGUUUUAAAAACCUGCAAUGAUUGUAAGGGAAAAGGGCAAAAGGGCUGGUCCCACUCACUCCAGGCUGGUUUACUACUGAAACUAGUUUUUUUUUUUUUUUUUUUAAAGAAGUUAAACUAUUACAGAGUAAAAUUAAACCAGACCGGCAUGAAUGAAUACCUUCUAAUUUUUAACCAUGAAUUGAAUAUUAGAAUUCAUGAGAAAGAAAAUUCUAGGUUCUUUUUGCUGAGAAGUGUAUAUCCUUCAAGGAAAGGUUUUGUCUUAUCUAUGUUGAAGGGACAUAAACGUCCUAGUCCCUUCAUGAAGAGCUGAAGAACUAUAAGAAAUAAUACUGAGCUUUUCCUUGACUAUAGAUAGAAGAGUCUCCUUUCAUUUAAAUCUGAGACAGGUGGACCAUGCAUGAUACUAAGUUUAAUUAGAAGCAGGAGGAGUCAUUUCAUGAUUAAGAACAUUGUUCAUCGCAUUUGCUUGCCAGUUCCUGUAAGAGAAUCAGCAUAUAGAGCCAAAGUUAGAACGAGGAAUAAAAAGUGUGUGUGUGUGUGUGUGUGUGUGUGUGUGUGUGUGUAACAAAUAGGAAGCAUGAAAGCCAAGCAAGAAGAUUUAGUAACCCAGAUGAUCAUUAAGAGGUACAGAGAACAAGUAAUCUUGUAGGAAUGGAUGGUGGCUUCUAAUUUUUAACCAUCCAUUGAAAUACUGUGAAGCAACUCAUUAAACUAGUAUUUAUUGACCAAACGUGGACUUCUCAGGUGUAUAGCUGCCAAAAUCCCUACAAUAAAGAGGCUAAAAGAAAAUAAAUGCGAGUAAUUUUACUGGGAAAAUCAGAGAACCUACAGUUUCCAAAAAGAGAUUCUUUUUUGCAAAAUGAGAUGACUAUCUGCCUCAAAGGGUUGGUGUGAGGAACAAUGAGAAUAUGUAUUUGU